AUGGCUGAAGAACUACAGAUGAUUGCCGUCCAGGCGCAAAACUGCGGAGCUCUUCAUGUGUACGUUCAAGGGAAUCUAGAGGAACGUAAUGGGAAGACCAUAAUCUUAACAUGUCAUGAUGUUGGAACGAACUACAAAACAUUCAUGCGAUUCGUAAAUCAUCCAUCUAUGGCGGAUGUGAAAAACAAGUCGAUCUUCUUACAUGUUUGCGUUCCAGGACAAGAGGAUAACGCAGCUGACUACAUUGGAGAUUUCCCCACAUUGGAUCAAAUUGCGGAGGAUCUGGUACAAGUUCUUGACAAACUUGACGUUAAGCGAAUCCUAGAAGCUAAGAAUAAGUCCUAG
Necator americanus (New World hookworm) is the source of this 345-nucleotide messenger RNA. RefSeq lists its product as uncharacterized. Gene Ontology annotation, biological process: signal transduction. NCBI's taxonomy places the organism in Eukaryota, Metazoa, Nematoda, Chromadorea, Rhabditida, Ancylostomatidae. The coding region runs from base 1 to 345 and encodes 114 amino acids. Gene Ontology annotation, cellular component: cytoplasm. The transcript has 5 exons. The record is from RefSeq and is a predicted model, not a curated record.